GUCGGAGGGGAAGGACGUGCGCGCGGUCCGCUCACCCCUGACCACGCCUGACUUAAAUCCCGCGUGUGUAUGUGUGUUGUAUAGACUACAACAGGUCAUUCCCCGGAUCUAUACAUUAAAAACGAGCAAGAUAUAUAAAUGUGAUACUAACAGCAUCGAACAGCAAGUAACAUGGUUAUUGCAGACGCAGUUCGGUGUCUGCACUUGAAGGCUUAAGGUGGGGGAAAAAAUAGAUCCAUGAUAAUGCUAGGUAUACAACUCCAAUCUACCUCAAUGGCAAAAGUUCCUUCAGUAUAUCAUAAGUACUUGAUAAGCCUUUUGUACCAGUUUUCUCUGGAGUGACUUUAAAAGAGUUGAAAAGCACGUAUUGGUAGAUGAAGUGCCCGAAGCCUCGUGUGGAAGUUGGCAUGAUAAACAGGACUCAACCCGGGCCGCCUACCAUGGAACGUCUUGACCUGAGGAAGAAAAGGGUCGGCACCACUGCCAAGAGUCAUAACGCUAAGUUGGAGGUUGACGCUGAGGGCGAGGGCGGUGGAUCGAAGGCACUUUUCCUGGAGAAGGUGAGGCUAAGCAACGCAGCCUGUCAGUCUGGAGACUUCGAGACGGCGGUGGCCCUCUACACUGAAGCCAUCGCGCUCGACCCCCACAAUCACAUCCUCUAUUCCAACCGCUCUGCCGCCCAUAUCAAGCUCGCUAAGUUCGCCCACGCCCUCCAGGAUGCCACCAAGGCGAGGGAACUCAACCCCAAGUGGCCCAAGCUUGACCGACCACUUGAUUGA
Molecule: messenger RNA, 779 nt
Organism: Procambarus clarkii (red swamp crayfish)
Lineage: Eukaryota; Metazoa; Arthropoda; Malacostraca; Decapoda; Cambaridae
Source: RefSeq, a predicted model, not a curated record